Messenger RNA from Aricia agestis (brown argus), 1665 nucleotides. RefSeq names its product esterase FE4-like. Lineage: Eukaryota; Metazoa; Arthropoda; Insecta; Lepidoptera; Lycaenidae. The record is from RefSeq and is a predicted model, not a curated record. Bases 1 to 1650 code for a protein of 549 amino acids. The transcript is spliced from 3 exons.
AUGAGGAGCGUUGUGUUGUGUGCUCUGAUUCUCGGCGUUUUCGCCGAGGACUAUAAGUUCGUGAGUCUAGAUGAGGGUGUGGUGAGAGGAGAAAAGUACUGGGAUGGAGACUUCUACGAGUUCUACGGAAUACCGUACGCUAGCGUGCCGACGGGGCGAGAAAGAUAUCAGGCACCCCUACCUCCAACGCCAUGGGAAGGCGUCUUUGAAGCGACUAAGAAGAACACAUUAUGUCACCAAUGCUACUACAGCGCUGGUGACGACGACGAAGUAGUUUUAUCUGGUGAUGAUGAAUGUCUUACAAUGAACCUCCUCGUACCAGAAGUAGCCGAUAAGGACAAUUUAGUACCCGUUGUAGCAUACAUUCACAGUGGAGCCUUUUCUGGAGGCAGUGGAAAUAUGGCCAGAGCACAUUACCUAGCAAGACACGACGUGUUAGUAAUCAGCUUCAAUUACAGAUUAGGUGCUAUUGGGUUCGCUUGUCUUGGUACCAAAGAAGUCCCUGGAAAUGCUGGUUUAAAAGACCAAGUAGCAGCUUUAAGAUGGAUUCAGAAGAAUAUUGAAAACUUUGGUGGAGAUCCGAAAAAAGUAACCCUAGCCGGUUUCAGUGUUGGCGGAGCUAUGGCUGAAUUACUUACAUUGUCGAAAGCAGCCGAGGGACUGUUUGAUAAAUUGAUUCUUGAAAGUGGUUCAGCGUUGUCACCAUUUGCAAUCAAUCGGGACCCUGUUGCGACUGCAAGGAAUAUUGCAGUAUCGCUCGGAUAUAAUGGCACUGGCUCUGUGGAAGAUUUAUCUGAAUUUUACAUUAAUGCUGACAUCAAGGAUCUUGCUUUAAAAAGUCUUAAUUAUUUCCUGCCCAACAGCACCUUCGGUUUUGCACCGUGUAUUGAAAAUGCUAUCGAAGGAAUAGAAUCUAUCAUCACUGAAUCGCCAGUAGACACAAUUAAAAACGGCAAAAGCAAUGAUGUCACUAUCAUGACCGGCUUUUCAAACAUGGAAGGCAUAAGUAGAACUAUCAAAUUCGGCACAUGGAGGGACGAGAUGAAUGACAAUUUUGCUGACUUCCUCCCAGCAGACCUCGCCUUUGAUAGUGAAAAAUCUAAAGAAGAUUUCAUAAAAUCUGUAAAAAAGUAUUACUUUGAUAACAAGCCAGUGAGUGCUGAGACGUUACAGAAUUAUAUCAACUACUUCUCCGAUUCCAUGUUCAAAUACGGAAUACUGAGAUCGGCUAAAUUGCAUGCAGAUGUGGCUAAGAAGCCUGUGUUUCUGUACGAAUUCUCUUACGUUGGAAAACUGAAUAUUGAGCAUAAUUACAUGGACAGGAUUAAAGGAGCGAGUCACAGAGACCAAACCGCUUAUAUCCUAGACUUCUUCGGCUACACCAUUAAUUAUAAGGACUUGGACACACGGGAUCGUAUGACGACAAUGUGGUCUGAUUUCAUCAAAUACGGGGACCCGACGGCCUACGAAAGUUCCCUAAUUACUUUAAAAUGGCGCCCAUAUUCAAAUAUAAUACCCUACUAUUUGGAGAUUAACAGGAAAUUGCUUCUAAAGACGGACCUCAACGAAGACGGAUACAAAUUCUGGGACAGAAUCUACGAAAAGUUUUAUUGGAACCCUACAGCGCCACCCAAAAAGAACAAGAAAUAAAGAAUCUUUAUUAAA